Messenger RNA from Cotesia congregata, 1656 nucleotides. Lineage: Eukaryota; Metazoa; Arthropoda; Insecta; Hymenoptera; Braconidae. The record is from the annotation of a GenBank genome assembly.
AUGUCUAAUUAUAGAGAAGUCGGAAGUAUCAUUGGUAAAAAGGGUGAAAUUGUCACAAGGUUCCGGGAAGAAUCUGGUGCAAAGAUAAACAUAUCAGAUGGUUCGUGUCCUGAGCGGAUAGUGACAGUAACCGGACCGACCAAUUCAAUUUUCAAAGCUUUCACCCUGAUCUGCAAGAAAUUCGAAGAAUGGUGCUCGCAGUUUCACGACGUAUCGGGUGGUGGAGCUGGAGGUGGUGGCAAUGCACCACGUACUCCAAUCACCCUACGGCUGAUCGUCCCCGCGUCCCAGUGUGGAUCGUUAAUCGGCAAAGGCGGCUCCAAGAUCAAAGAAAUAAGGGAAGUUACUGGGGCGCUCAUUCAGGUCGCGUCUGAAAUGCUUCCUAGCUCCACUGAACGUACAGUUACUAUCUCCGGUACCAGCGAGUCUAUUACUCAGUGCAUAUACCACAUUUGCUGCGUCAUGUUAGAGUCCCCUCCCAAAGGUGCCACGAUUCCUUAUCGCCCCAAACCCCAAGUCGGUGGGCCAGUGAUCCUGGCUGGUGGGCAAGCUUACACCAUCCAGGGUAAUUACGCGGUGCCCGCCCACUCGGACGUAAGUACAGUAUUGCCAUUGCAGGCAUCCGCUGCCGGGCCUGCCCCCCCGCCCUCGCUCAACCAAACUCUUACCCCAUCGCAUUUCGCGGCUGCCCACCCCUCCUCACCUUUUGCUUCACACGGUCAUCAUCCGCUACUUCCGGGGCAUCUCACUGCCGGACCACUACCCCAUCACCACCACCACCACCAUCAUCCGCUACACCCGAGUUCCCUACACGCCAGCGUGGCAGGCCUCGCCGAUCCCCUGCUGAAGAGUGGACACUUGCAGGCAGCCCUCCCGCCCGCACUCUUGGCAGACGCCAUGGGUAAACUAGGUAGUAAUCCACUGGCUGGUCUAGCAGCCCUGGGACUGGGUGGACUGGCCGCGCCAGCCAACACCGGAGGAUUGAAUCCAGCUGCAUUAGCGGCAUUAGCCGGGAGUCAAUUACGUACAAAUCAUACAAAUCGGCAACAGCCUGCAGCCAACAACCAGACCCACGAGAUGACUGUACCCAAUGAACUAAUCGGGUGCAUUAUCGGCAAAGGCGGCACCAAAAUCGCCGAAAUCCGUCAGAUAUCCGGCGCUAUGAUCAGAAUCAGUAAUUGCGAGGAGCGUGAGGGUGGUGCUACUGAUCGUACUAUCACCAUUACUGGUAAUCCGGAUGCAGUUGCUCUUGCCCAGUAUCUUAUCAACAUGAGUGUCGAACUGCAGAAAGCUAACCUAGAGGCCCAAAAUACCCAAAACCCUGGCAGCGGUACCACUCCCGGGGCUAGCGGGUCCAGUGCUUCCCCUUCUAAUACUACUACCACUGCCUCUCCUUUGGCCAGCGCAAUCCCCUUGGCUCAGCUGCUAAGCAAGCCAGGAGCCCUCAACGCCCUCUCUAGCCUGACAGCCCUCGGUGGGCUCACGGAGCUGCUAGGUGGCGCUGCUGGCGCGGCGACCGCUACCUUACCAGUCCAGACCACUGGGGUCCACCGUUCCCACAAGACUUUCACUCCACGGCUCCGCAGUCCAGGUGCUCCUGGACCCACUGACUCCGGCAAAUUUAAAUCUGAAAGGACCAAGUACAAUCCUUACUGA